Malus domestica (apple) is the source of this 1205-nucleotide messenger RNA. The record is from RefSeq and is a predicted model, not a curated record. NCBI's taxonomy places the organism in Eukaryota, Viridiplantae, Streptophyta, Magnoliopsida, Rosales, Rosaceae.
UCUGAUGAUAAUCGAUUAAAAAACCUCUAACUUACAGUGAGGAGGAAUAACGUAGUAAAAAUAUAAGAUUUUUUAUUUUUUUUUAAAAUGCAUGGCGAAUAUUUUAAAGGUCACAAAAUCAUAUAAUUUCAAACUUAAACUUUAUUAAGAGUUAAGAUGCGUCACAUUCUCGAAAAUAUUUUAUUUUAAAGUCCUUAAAAUCAGGAGGGAUACUGACAAAGCGUGUAAAAGAGGGAGGAGGGUUUCUGGCUUCAUAGCUUCAAUCAACAGUGCCAGCAUAUAGCGGUGGAGAAGACGAUGGGUUCGAUUUCAGAAGAGAUGGUGAAGAAGCAGGAAGACCAGGCUGCCUCCUUUUCAUGGUGGUGGGAUAGCCAUAAUCGUCCCAAUCAAUCUCAGUGGCUUGAAGCUACUCUCUCAGAGUUGAACCAGAAGACCAAACUAAUGCUAAAUAUAAUAGAAGAAGAUGGAGAUUCAUUUGCAAAGAGGGCUGAAAUGUUAUUCAAAAGAAAACCUAAGCUCAUAAAGAUGUUAGAGGACUUUUACAAGUCGUACCGUUCGCUCGCCGAGAAGUAUGAUCAGCUUAGAUCUGAACUGAUUCAAGUCUCUCAUCUGAGAUCAUUUUCUUCGUUAAACUCCUUGAAAGUCCAAACCAUCCAGAAAUGUGAAGAAGAAAUUUCAACUUACUUGAAAGCCAAGUCUUUGAAGGCACAGGUUGAGACAGACCGAGAAUCCUUCGAAGAACACAUAUGGAAAAGGAGAAUAUUGAGCAGGGUGUAGAAUCUGAUGGUAAUGUGGGUGGAAAAGAUAAAAUGUUGGACGAAAAGAGCUCGGAAUUCAUUGACGAAAAUAUGCAGCAGCGGGCUGAGUUGAUAAGGAGAAACAAGGAGAAGAGUGAAACAAUUGAGCGGCUUUUGUCCCAGGUGCAUAGGCUAACGGAUGAGAACAGAAUUUUAAGGAGUCAUCUGGGCAGCCAUAAGGAUGCUAAUGAUCAUACAAUUACAAGGCAAAACAAGCCUCAGUUUUCAAGGUCUAAAUCCAAGGGGCCAUCUUUCCUUGGUAGGCUCACUGGAUGCACUGGAACUUGAUCUUAAUUAGUUACUUUUCAACUUAAUUAAGUAGCGUUUUAAGUUUUCAAAUGUAUCUAUUUAUAUGUUUUCAUAAUACAUAUGAAUAUUCCGAGUAAAUUAUGACAAUUGUUUUGAUUU